UCCUGUUAGCUUAAGCUAGCAUUUGUUAUGUGUUGAUUCAUUUGUACGCAACGUGUGGCUCGCAUUGGUGUUUAUGAACAAAUCCGUGCAGCUACAGCGCAUUUCUGUUCGUUUGAGGUUGUGUUUUGGAUCAAAGAGUCGCACGUUUAUAAAGUUGUAGAACUUAGUUGGGUGUAGCGACUCGCUUAAGACUCAUUUAGUGCGUUACAACGUUCACGCGGGAAGCUAAACUGACCUGAGCCCUUUUUAACGCCACAUCAGCACGUCUUUUGUUGUUGUUGUUGUUGUUCCUUUUACAUCUUCUGGUCUCAUCCGAUGUGAACUCCCUCAGCCUGAUGAGAGCAUUUCUAAACCAUGACCUCUGAGACCGUAGGAAAGCCCCCACUGCGUUUCGGUCAGGUUGUCAUCGGACCCCCGGGCUCAGGUAAAACCACUUACUGCCAGGGCAUGCAGCAGUUCCUAACUAGUCUGGGACGCAAGGUGGUCGUGGUGAACAUGGACCCAGCUAAUGAAGGAAAACCGUGCUCCUGCGCGGUGGACAUCUCAGAUCUGGUCACUCUGGAUGAUGUUAUGGAGAAUCUGAAGCUUGGACCCAACGGGGGACUUCUCUAUUGUAUGGAGUAUGUGGAGACGAACCUGGACUGGCUGGAGAGCAAGCUGGCACAAUACAGAGACUGUUACUUUUUGUUUGACUGUCCCGGUCAGGUGGAGCUUUACACACACCAACAUUCAGUAAAGAACAUUUUCUCACAGCUGGCCAAGUGGAAUUUCAGGCUGACAGCGGUGCACCUUGUGGACUCUCACUACUGCGCUGACCCAGCCAAGUUCAUCUCUGUGCUGUGCACGUCUCUUUCCACCAUGCUGCACGUGGAGCUGCCCCACGUCAAUGUCCUCUCUAAGAUGGAUUUGAUUGAGCAGUAUGGAAAACUAGCCUUCAACCUGGAUUUUUACACCGAAGUUUUGGACCUGACCUUUCUCCUCGAUCACUUGGCUGCAGAUCCGUUCUUUAAAAAGUUUCGCCGCCUUAAUGAGAAGUUGGCCGAAGUUAUACAAGAUUACAGCCUGGUCUCCUUUGUCCCUCUCAGUGUGCAGGACAAAGAGAGCAUGAUUCAGGUCUUGCGAGCGGUGGACAAGGCCAACGGCUACUGCUUUGGUGACUUGGAGGAGAGAAAUCUGCAGGCGAUGAUGUCGGCUGCAGUGGGAGCAGACUUCCAGUUCAGCUCUGCUCUUGGUGUGCAAGAGAAGUACGUUGAAACCAGUGCAAAGACUGUGGAGGAGGAAAUAAUGCAGCUUUAAAACAGAAAGCUCAGACUUACCUGUUCAGACUUGGCAACAUCGCUCUUGGCCGUCCUGAAUUUAUCCGCGGUACAAGAGAGCUGGAUAGACGGGAACUAAAUUUGGCUGCCGCACAGUAAAAUAGUUUCACCACACCUCGGAGGAACCACAACGAGGAACGCAGAAGAGAGCAACGGCUGAGCUUUGUUUAGCAGUGCCAUUAGUUUGGCUUUGUUUUUGUUUUUUACUUUUACUACAAUAAAUACAGAAACUGUUUUUUUUAUAAUAGAUGUUCUAAGGUAGUCUUGUUGUUUGUGUAUUUCUACUUGCUUAAAAAGAUGUUCAACAUCUUUAAAUGAAAAAGAAUAUUUUUGUCAUUUUAAUUUGUGCAGCUGUGAACAAUUAGAUCAGAACAGAUGCUUGAGGAAAUAAUAAAGACUUGUAAUGAAUGUGGAAAGCAACAUGAGAUGUGUGCAUCUUAGAGGUGUUGGGGUAAAAUAACUAAAAGGAUGGAUUUCUGUAAGAACACGUGGGUUCUCAGCGUUGGCAUGCAGGUUUUCAUCUAACAGCAAGUGUGUUUGCUGCAGAAUGUGUCUACAUGCCUCGUUACGUUUGCAUCACCGGAGUCUUUUCUAUAUUUAUUCUACAACCAUUGAAUGUGUAAUUUUAUCAACCCAAUUUGAGAGUUGGGUAGGAGACACGUGCCUGUAGUUUGUGUUCGGACCAGCAGGUGGCGCCGGCGCGUUCACCAUCUCCUUCCUGAUCCACUAAAAUCUGUUCCGGUUCUUUCAAACGACCAGAGCAGAAAAAUGAAGUCAGGCGGGGAGAGGAAGCCACAUUAAAUCUGUGUUUCUGCACAACUGGGCCUGUGUCUGCUCUUUGGGAUGGAAGAUAUUCUCUCUUUGUAAAUUAAACCCUGUUUCUGCUCCUCCUGUACGCGGCUUUACUCAUUUGAAGCAAAAUGUUAAUCCACACUUACACCUUACAUCAGCUAAUAAAACUUAUCAAAGAUGCA
Molecule: messenger RNA, 2290 nt
Organism: Nothobranchius furzeri (turquoise killifish)
Lineage: Eukaryota; Metazoa; Chordata; Actinopteri; Cyprinodontiformes; Nothobranchiidae
Gene: gpn2
Product: GPN-loop GTPase 2
Cellular component (GO): cytoplasm
Molecular function (GO): GTPase activity
Source: RefSeq, a predicted model, not a curated record